This is a messenger RNA of Microplitis demolitor, 2073 nucleotides long. RefSeq names its product glycoprotein 3-alpha-L-fucosyltransferase A (gene FucTA). The record is from RefSeq and is a predicted model, not a curated record. Bases 411 to 1772 code for a protein of 453 amino acids. Lineage: Eukaryota; Metazoa; Arthropoda; Insecta; Hymenoptera; Braconidae. The transcript has 7 exons. Gene Ontology annotation, cellular component: membrane. Gene Ontology annotation, molecular function: alpha-(1->3)-fucosyltransferase activity.
GAUUGGGGGGCUAAAGAGGGGCUGAUCUGACAGUAGCAAUACGUAAAAUUAAUUAUUUAAAAAUAUAUAUUUUUAAAAUUUAAAACACAUUAUUUACUUAUGUUACAAUACAAUAUAUUGUUAAGAUGAUUGUUGUAAAUUGUAUUUGUGUCAUGUGACUUGUGUUAUUGUGCUGAUUGUUCGAAUGUAUGUUCAUAUUUUUCAAAUCUAUGCCGCCGGUUUUGUACAUAAAUACUCACUAAGUUCUAUUACUUCGAUAGUAGAAUUAAACAACUUUUAGUAUCUAUUAUCACUUAUGAAGAGAUUAAUGCCGAUCUACUGAUCAAAGAGUACAAUUUUUAUUGUAUGAUCAAGAAAAUAAGUUAAGCACUAGCUGGAUUAUAUAAACUGGAGGAUAAACAUAAAUUGGCAUGGGCUUACUUCGACUAUCAUUAAAAAGAUGCUUUCUAUACGUGUUUUGUGCGACUGUAAUGAUCUUACUGGUGAUGAAUGUGCGUCAAAAAGAACUGUGGCACUCAAUACGAGCUGAUGGACAAUCACAAUCGAUACGACCACUUCCGGAUACAAAUAAGCUUUCGAAUGUAACGGGAACAACAAGCUCACCGGAAGCCAUUCCCGACUUUUCUGACCCAUCAAAGAGGCCAUGGUAUAUGAAAGGUGGAACAAAGCGACCUGUUCCUGCUGUUAAAUCUAAAAGGACUGGCCGAAGAAUAGCAAGAUUAUGGCCCGAUGAAGAUCCAAACGAUGAUCGUAUUACGAAUCAGCUGAUGUUCAUACCACCAGAUUAUGACAAAAGUUCCGAGCGCCGAGCAAAAAAAAUAAUGAUUCCUCAUGGAAUGAACGAAGCAAAAGUUGGCGGUGAACUAUUCCAAUGGCUGGGUUGUCCUGUCAGUAAUUGUGUGAUUACACGCGAUAAUCCUGACUCCGCAGAUUUAAUACUAUUCAAAGACUAUGUAACUCACAUAGGUCGUAGAUCUCCUAAUCAGAUUUGGAUGCUGUAUUUUCUCGAGUGUCCUUAUCACACACAAGCAGUUAAAAAUGCGAUAGUUAAUUUAACAGCAACAUAUCGCAGAGACAGUGACAUUGUCGCUCCUUACGAACGAUGGCAGUAUUACGAUCCUCGUAUAACGCAAAUAUCACAAACGUUUAACUAUGCCGCUAAUAAAACUAAAAAAGUCGCUUGGUUUGUGUCUAAUUGUCAUGCUCGUAAUCAACGAAUGCAAUAUGCCAAAGAAUUAUCAAAAUAUAUCCAAGUUGAUAUUUAUGGAGCAUGCGGUAGCCUGAGAUGUUCGCGAUCUCAAGCGCAAACUUGUUUUGAAAUGUUAGACAUUGACUACAAAUUUUAUUUAGCAUUUGAAAAUUCAAAUUGCCGCGACUAUAUCACGGAAAAAUUUUUUGUCAAUGGACUGGGGCACAAUAUUUUGCCCAUCGUAAUGGGCGCGCAUCCAACGGAUUAUGCUAAAAGUGCGCCCUAUCGUUCUUACAUUCAUGUAGAUGAGUUUGAAUCACCGCGCGAACUAGCCGACUAUCUUCAUCGGCUUGACCACGAUGAUGAAUUAUAUAACUCUUAUUUCAAAUGGAAAGGCACAGGUGAAUUUAUAAAUACAUAUUUUUGGUGUCGCGUUUGUGCGAUGGUACACGACGAAAGACCGCCGAAAUAUUACAAAGAUGUUAAUGAAUGGUGGCGAGGCGACGAUGUUUGCACACUUAAUUCAUGGAGAGAAAAUGAAAAUCAUGAGUUACUAAAUAAUCUUGUCAAUAAGGAAGAUUAGGUGCUUAGUUGAAGACAAGUGGUCUUGCUUGAAGAAUUCAAUAGUAUCGAUUGAAGAUAAUAUAGUUUCUGGUCAAGACACGAGAGUUAUCCAUCAAAGAUACAAAAUCUUUAGAGCCAAGAAAAUCUAAAUCAAGACAAGAAUUUCUUGAAGCAAGAUAAUUGGUUUUCUUCAGAAAUAAAUUCUUAGCUCAAGAAAAUAUUUCUUGAGUCAAUAUAAAAUUUCUAUCAGUGCGUGUAAAUUUCAAUCGUAUAAAAAAUAUUUUUGUAGAUUUCAAAUUUUGCAAAAUUUUCUGUAGAGA